AUGAACAAUAUUGAUUUGAACAAUUCUUAUGCCACUGAGACAUUUGGAGAAUCAUUUAACGGUGAUGUUAACUCUCGGGGGUCUGAGGAGGGUGAUCCACAUGGGUACACGGACACCGAUUCAUUGUUUGAUAGAAAUGCCGAUGAUGACGUUGAAGGCGACGCCGAUGCGGACACGGAGACAGAAAUUUGUGAGUCACAAGCUAAUCUCAAUGAUGGCAUUGAUUCUUUUGAAUCGUUGAAGAAAAGUUUUGAGAUGAAGCUUGCUGUAGGUACUGAGAUUGACAUCCUAUACGCCGUGCAUAAAUUAUACUGUGAUUACGCGGCUGUGAUGGGUUUUUCAGUCCGGAAAGGCAAUCAAGAGUAUUUUAAUCCCCCGGACGAUGUUCGUAUGAAGAUGUAUCAUUGUUCAUGUGCCGGAACAGCAGAUAAUAAGUCAUCGAAGGGGAGAAUAGCAGCUUAUAAAAAACAGAGUUAUAGGAGUAACUGCGAAGCAAAGCUUCGGGUUGUGCGUGACGAUAUUGAGACUCCUUGGAGAAUUACUUUGUUUGUGAAGCAACAUAAUCACGAAUUGGUGAAUCCUAGGCAGACUUAUUUGUUGCGAUCAGCCCGCAACAUGUCACGGCAGAAGAAGCAGUUGCUUAUCUCUAUGCGGGCUAGUGGGAUCGGUGUUAGUAAGGCUUAUCGAUUUUUGGAGGAUGAAGCUGGAGGUCGAGAAAAUAUUGGAUUCAUACGGAAAGAUGUAUACAAUGCGCUAAAUUCUGAAAAUCGGAACAUGUCAAAGGUUGACAAUGGAGAUGCAAAUAAAUUGUUGGAUAUUCUCACUGAUAGAGGAAUGAGUGACCCUUCUUUCUUUUGGAAGGUAAAGCUAAGUGACGAUGGGAGGCUUGAAAACCUUUUCUUUCGUGACACUCGUUGCCUUAUUGACUAUCAACAUUUUGGAGAUGUAUUAUCCGUUGAUGCUACUUACAAGACCAACAAGUACGACUUGAUAUGCGUUCCUUUGAUCGGCAUAAAUCAUCAUCGAACGAAUGUCAUGUUUGGACUUGGUUUCUUGUCAAACGAGAAAACGGAGUCUUAUGAGUGGUUAUUUAGUACGUUUUUGCAAGCUAUGUACCACAAAGAGCCAGCCAUUGUGUUCUCGGACCAAGAUAUGGCUAUCAUGAACGCUGUUGACUACACUUUUCGACAAGCGUCACAUAGACUUUGUCAAUGGCAUAUCAACAAGAAUGCUGUGAAGCAUUUUGGGAAACUUAAUCAGGAUAAGCAUUUCAAAAAUUUGUGGUACAAGUGUAUGAACGGCUGCGAGAGUGAGGAUCAGUUUGACAGUUGUUGGACUAGAAUGAUUGAGGAGCACAAUUUGUCCGAGAACAAAUGGUUUUGUACCAUGCAUAACUUGAGGAAGCGUUGGUCUUCUGCAUUCACUUGCGAUAAAUUUUCUGGAGGUUUACACGCCACGUCUCGAAGUGAAGUGACCAACAAAGUUCUUAAAGAGUUAUGCUCGACAACAUCCACAUUGCAUGAUUUCGUCAUUGGUUUCGAGAGGAUGCAGAAAUCUUGGCGUACUAGAGAGCAUGAAGAGGAUGCGCUUUGUCGGGGCAUGCCUGGAAUGUUAGUGCAAAGAGCAAGCAUUCUUCAGCAGGUGGGCGAGGUUUGUACGAGGAGUGUGUUCAAGCUGUUUGAGUUUGAAUCAGUGCAUUGUAUUUCGGUCGAUUUGACUGAAGAACCCCCUGAUUUGAAUGCUGAGACGUUGGAGUUCAAGUUGUCGUCAAGGACAUCGAUGACAGGUAUUCGUGUCGUGAAAAUUAAUCAGUUUACUAAGUUUGGCUCUUGUUCAUGUCAUUUGUGGGAGACGGACGGCAUUAUUUGCCGGCACCUUUUUAGGGUGUACCUUCACUUUAACCAGCAUCGAAUUCCUGAUGCAAUGUUAUUGAAUCGUUGGAGGAAAGAUUCGAAACAGCGGAUUGCUUUGUGUGAUAAGUUGUUUGACUCGGCAGGCCCAAAUCGGUUCAAUAAUACGGUUUUUGUUAACCACAACACUAAGCGUGUGCACGACCUAUUAACGGAAUACAAGGAUGAUAGCAGUUGUAGAGCAAUGAUACAUGAGUCUAUUACCAAGUUGAUAGAUGCAGUGCAAAGUUCGAGCGGCCAGAGGAUGGAUAAUACAAUGGAUACAGGCGUUGAGCAAUGUUUUCCAGCCAUCCAUCAUGCCGCCAUAAAUCAUUGA
Messenger RNA from Salvia miltiorrhiza (redroot sage), 2226 nucleotides. Its product is annotated as protein FAR1-RELATED SEQUENCE 5-like. The transcript has a single exon. The record is from RefSeq and is a predicted model, not a curated record. Bases 1 to 2226 code for a protein of 741 amino acids. Gene Ontology annotation, molecular function: zinc ion binding. NCBI's taxonomy places the organism in Eukaryota, Viridiplantae, Streptophyta, Magnoliopsida, Lamiales, Lamiaceae.